AGCAGAAACAUGACAGAAGCCGUUGCGUCAGAAUUCGGCAGGGUCCAACGCGCACCUGCGCGUUUGCUCUAUCACCAUCUAUAAAAUAUGUGUCCUCCGCAAUUUAUUUUUGUUCUUGGCUUUUAUUUGGCGAAAUACUAAGAGAGAGAAAAUAAAUAUAAGGGAUCGCUUGUAGAGGUAAUUUUAAUGGAGAAAGCAGCAGCAGAGAAGAGGAGAGUUUGUGUGACAGGCGCAGGAGGGUUCAUUGCUUCAUGGCUCGUCAAGCUCCUCCUCUCCAAAGGCUACAUAGUCCAUGGAACUGUCAGAGAUCCAAGUGAUGAAAAGAAUGCUCAUCUGAAGAAUCUGGAUGGAGCCUCAGAGAACCUUCAACUCUUUAAGGCAGACUUGCUCGACUACGAUGCAGUGGCUGCUGCUAUUGCAGGCUGUGAAGGGGUUUUCCAUGUCGCUAGUCCUGUUCCUUCGACCACAGUGCUCAAUCCCGAGGUAGAAUUGCUUGCUCCUGCUGUACAAGGCACUCUAAACGUGCUCAAAGCAUGUUCCGAUGCUAAAGUCAAAAGGGUCAUCGUGGUCUCCUCUGUUGCCUCUGUUUUUAUGAAUCCAAAGUGGCCUAAAGAUAAAGACAUGGACGAAGAAUGUUGGUCAGAUAGUGAGUACUGCAGGACAACUGAGAACUGGUACUGUCUUUCCAAGACAUUGGCGGAGGCUGAGGCUCUGGAAUAUGGAAAAAAACAUGGGCUUGAUAUCGUGACCGUCUUGCCGGCUAUGGUUCUUGGUCCACUACUUCAAUCAAAAGUGAAUUCUAGCAGCUUGUUUCUCAUCAACAUACUUAAAGGAGUCCCCGAGUCAAGGGAGAACAGGAAGUGGCAUUUUGUGGAUGUGCGAGAUGUAGCUGAUUCACUGCUUCUGACAUACGAGAAGCCUGAAGCAUCUGGGCGAUACAUUUGCGGGCCUUAUGCACUUAAGAUUGACGAAUUAGUCGGCAUGCUAAAGGAAAUGUACCCUAAGUACGAGUACCCAAAGAAAUUCGUUGAGGUGGACGACAGGCUAUCUGUGAUGAGUUCAGAGAAAUUGAAGAGGUUGGGGUGGACAGUUAGGCCGCUUGAGGAGACCCUUGCUGAUACCGUCGAGUGCUACGAGAAGGCUGGUCUCUUGAAUAAUUAGUGAACGUUAUAUGUGAGCUUCAUAGUGAGAUAAUGAGAGAGUGAUUUUUUUUUCCAAUUUGAAGUUUCAGUGUGUGUUUCCAUAAAAGUACCAUGUGAUUGUAUGUAAUGCUAUCUAUUUACUUAUGAACAAAUUGUGGCAUAGUGGUUAUGUGCUGUAAAUUGCAAGCAAUUUUAUUCUGGA
Asparagus officinalis (garden asparagus) is the source of this 1344-nucleotide messenger RNA. RefSeq names its product cinnamoyl-CoA reductase 2-like. The record is from RefSeq and is a predicted model, not a curated record. The coding region runs from base 187 to 1161 and encodes 324 amino acids. Lineage: Eukaryota; Viridiplantae; Streptophyta; Magnoliopsida; Asparagales; Asparagaceae. Gene Ontology annotation, molecular function: oxidoreductase activity, acting on the CH-OH group of donors, NAD or NADP as acceptor. The transcript is spliced from 6 exons.